This is a messenger RNA of Fibroporia radiculosa, 471 nucleotides long. RefSeq lists its product as uncharacterized. NCBI's taxonomy places the organism in Eukaryota, Fungi, Basidiomycota, Agaricomycetes, Polyporales, Fibroporiaceae. The record is from RefSeq and is a predicted model, not a curated record. The coding region runs from base 1 to 471 and encodes 156 amino acids. Gene Ontology annotation, molecular function: RNA binding; structural constituent of ribosome. The transcript has 4 exons. Gene Ontology annotation, cellular component: ribosome; cytosol; small ribosomal subunit. Gene Ontology annotation, biological process: translation.
AUGUCUCUCGUAGUCCCCGAAGCACAUCAACAGUUUCAGCACAUUCUUCGGCUCCUUAACACCAAUGUUGACGGCAAACGCAAGAUUAUGUACGCAUUGACGGAGAUUAAAGGUGUCGGUCGCCGUUAUUCGAAUAUUGUGUGCAAGAAGGCGGACGUUGAUCUUAACAAACGUGCUGGCGAGCUUAACUCUGAUGAGCUCGAGCGCCUCGUCACCAUUAUUCAAAAUCCGACACAGUUUAAGAUACCUACGUGGUUUUUAAACAGGCAGCGCGACAUUGUUGAUGGCAAAAACUCGCAAAUUCUUUCAAAUGGUGUUGAUUCAAAGCUCCGCGACGAUCUGGAACGGUUGAAGAAGAUUCGGGCUCACCGUGGGCUAAGGCACUUCUGGGGUCUCCGAGUGCGGGGCCAACACACCAAGACUACUGGUCGUCGCGGGAAGACUGUCGGUGUGUCGAAGAAGCGCGGUUAG